This is a messenger RNA of Sciurus carolinensis (gray squirrel), 1746 nucleotides long. It is a transcript of the gene C2H14orf39, whose product is annotated as chromosome 2 C14orf39 homolog. The transcript is spliced from 17 exons. Gene Ontology annotation, cellular component: central element. The record is from RefSeq and is a predicted model, not a curated record. NCBI's taxonomy places the organism in Eukaryota, Metazoa, Chordata, Mammalia, Rodentia, Sciuridae. Gene Ontology annotation, biological process: spermatogenesis; meiotic DNA double-strand break processing involved in reciprocal meiotic recombination; oogenesis. Bases 1 to 1746 code for a protein of 581 amino acids.
AUGAAUGACAACCUAUUUCUCAGUUUGGACAGACUCUUGUUAGAAUUUGUUUUCCAGUAUGAGCAAGACAUAAGUACUAAAGAAGACAUACUUCAAAGAAUUAAUAAAUGCUUUGAAGAUAUAAAAGAAAACAAAUCAACUAUUUGUAAGAUACAUGAAACUAUAAAUACAACAGAUGAGGAAAUUGCUCAUUACUGUAAACAUAGUAAUGAGAUCAAAGACAACUGUAGUAACUGGAAGCCAACAUGUGAUGUUUUUCAUAAACAUGAAGAUUAUAUGCAGGACCAAUUUACUGUUUAUCAAGAAACCAUUGAAAAAGACAAAAAAAUGUAUCAUGAUUAUGUAUGUCAGUAUAAAGAUGUUUUGAAGCAAUACCAACUAAAAUACUCAGAAACACCUUUUUCACAUGAAUAUUAUGAGAAGAAAAGAGAACAUGAAGAAAUUCAAAACAGGGUGUUGGCAUGUUCUGAGCAACUAAAAAUGAAUGAAACUAUUCUUAUGGAAUUUCUAGUGCCUGCUCCCUUUCCAUCACUUACUAAAUGGACAUUACACAUAGUUAACCUGAGAUGUAAAACACAAGAUAUCCUUAAACAUGUCAACAAGGUUACCAAAAGUUCAUCUGAAUUGAAGAAAGAAGUAGAUGAAGCAGAAAUAGAAAUUAAUUCUUUAAACAAGCUGAUUGCGAGACUUUAUGAAACCAAGAAUCAUUCAGAAACUCUUGAAGAAAAGAAAAAAUAUACAGAAAAGAGAAAGGAAUUGAAAGAAAGAAUUUUUGAAAAAGAUGAGCAUGUGCUUGUAUUGAAUAAAAUCCCUCAAUCCACUCAAUUAUUUCUUCCUUAUGAAUCUCAGAAAUUUGCAAGACCAAAAAAGAUGCAUUCUUCAGAGCCAAGAGUUACAGAUAAAAAGGAAGAAAGUUCUGUGCAACAGUCAAAGAUUGCCAAUAUUGACUUCAGACAAAAGGAAAAUGACUCGCAAGUGUUCAAUGAUUCUGGUGUGAAUAACCAUUCAAAAUAUUCACAUGUUACUGCUAUUAAAAGUUCACAAAGUUUUAUGCAGUUCAGAUUGUUAACUCCUCAGAAACGAUCAAACAGCAAUCAGUGGUUUGAAAAAGGACAUACAGAUUCUGAGUGUGGAGAUAAAGGGACAGUAAGACAAGUAAGAGACUUGAAAUGCACUUCACAACCUAUACAUACAGAACAUUUUGGGAAGUCGAUAGAAAAUAAUAGUGAUGAAGUAGAAGAAAGAGCUGAGAAUUUUCCACCAACUCCUGAAAUUCCUAUAUUUUUAAAAGCUCCUGAGGCUGCGAAGACACCUGAAUCUUUGGAGAAAAUACAGUUUCCUAAAGCUCCCUCAUUUGAAAUAAAUAGAAAUGCAGUACCUGAAGUUCAAAAGGAAUCCUCCGGAUUUUCAUUUCUUACAAGUUAUACUUCUAGAUCACCUAGAUUGAAUUUAUUUGAUUCUUCUAUAUUUGAUUCAGAAGUCUCAUCAAAUCAGUUUAAUGAACAUUAUUCUGCAGUCAAUCUAAAUCCUCCCUCAUCACAACAAGGAAUUGGAAACUUAUUUGGGAAACCGGAAGAAGACACCUUUACAUUUUCUUUUUCAUCAGACACUUCAGCUCAUACAUUUGGCACUGGAAAAGAUGAUUUUAGUUUUCCAUUUUCUUUUGAACAGGAUCAAACAAUACCUUCUUCUUCAUUAAAAGGUUUUACAUCUUCACAAGAUACAACACAAUUUACUUUUUUUUGA